AUGAUGUUAUAUAUUUGUUUAACUUUAUUAUCUAUAUUUAAUAUAAUUUUUUCAUUACGUUAUAAUGGUGGACCAGUUACAUAUGGAAUACCACAAAUACCAAUUGGUAUGCAACAAAAUUCAAUUCCAUAUCAACAAAUGUUACCAUUUCAAUAUCAAAGAGGUAAUAAUUAUGAAAUACCUAUAAAUUAUUCACCUUAUCAAUACUUAUCACCAUAUACAAAUUCAAAUGGAAUGUUAGGAAGUUACCUUCCAUAUUCAUCAUAUUCAAAUUCAUAUUAUCCACAACUUACAAAUUCUUAUAAUCCAACAUCAUUAUAUAAUUUAAUGUCAACAGGUAUUUCAACCUAUCCUUACUCAACUACUUAUGAUUCAUCUAAUAUUUUUGGAUAUACAAGUUCUGGUUUAUCAUCAAAUGGAAUAUUAACAGGAUCUUCAGUAGCAAACUAUCCAUUAUUAUCUAGACAAUUUAUUUCAAGUUAUCCUUACACAAAAAAAGUAUAA
Strongyloides ratti is the source of this 504-nucleotide messenger RNA. RefSeq lists its product as hypothetical. NCBI's taxonomy places the organism in Eukaryota, Metazoa, Nematoda, Chromadorea, Rhabditida, Strongyloididae. The transcript has a single exon. The record is from RefSeq and is a predicted model, not a curated record. Bases 1 to 504 code for a protein of 167 amino acids.